UAAAGCAAUGCCCUGACGGCAGCGCAUCCAGACGCUCCGUUUCAUCUGCAUUCAAGCCACUUUUGGUGCUGAGGUGUGUUGGUGUGUGUGUGUGGUGAGCUGAAGCCAUGCCGCUGGUCAAGAGAAACAUCGAGCCGAAGCACCUGUGCAGAGGAGCUUUACCUGAGACCAUCAGCAAUGAGCUGGAGUGCGUGACCAACAACACUCUCUCUGCCAUCAUACGCCAACUUAGCAGCCUCAGUAAACAUGCUGAGGACGUGUUUGGUGAGCUCUUUAAUGAAGCUAAUACAUUCUACCUGCGUGCGAAUUCUCUACAGGACCGCAUAGACCGUCUUGCAGUCAAGGUCACUCAUUUGGACUCUAGUGUGGAAGAAGUAUCACUUCAGGACAUUAACAUGCGUAAAGCCUUUAAGAGUUCUACUGUUCAAGACCAGCAGGUGGUGACAAAGAGCAGCAUUCCAAACCCCAUCACUGAGAUGUACAACACCAGUGACAAACCACCACCUCUGAACAAACUCACUGCCUACAGGGAUGACCAUAUUGAUGGAAUUAAAUUCUACACAGACCCCUCAUAUUUCUUCGACUUGUGGAAGGAGAAAAUGCUUCAAGACACGGAAGACAAGAGAAAAGAGAAGAGGAAACAUAGGGAGCAGAAGCGGUGUGUUGAUGGCACGUUGCCUCGUGAGGUGAAGAAGGUUCGUAAGGCUCAUAACCGCAGACAGGAAUGGAACAUGAUGGCUUUUGAUAAGGAGCUACGGCCGGACCAUCGUCAUCAUCAUCAUCCACUUCACAGGGGUGUAUCAUCUGAAGGCUCGCUGUCUCCAGAGGGCAGACCACAUCCAAACAACUCUGACUUCCCAGCAUGCCAUGCUCAAGCACGAGCCAGUCAUGCACAUUCACAGCCGCACCCGUUCCUGCCUGUGGAGACAGCAUCAUCUAGUGCCAAUGGAGGGGUAGAGCACGAGUACCACAGCAUUGGAGGGCCUGUAGGGGCGGCUGUGGGUGCUGAUGUAGGUUACAGAGUGGGCUUACUCGCUCGAACACAUCCAACUCCUCCACAGUACCUGCCCCGGGAAAAUGGAGUCAAUGGAACCAUCACGCUUCCACCAACAGACUAUGGUAUGAUGGAGUACUAUGCCAGUUCAGGUCCGCCCCCUCCUCCAUUGGCUCCCCUCAUUCCAUCUGCACAGACGGCUUUUGCCUCACCUCCAGCUACUCCUCAUCCUGGACCAAUCACAUCAGCCUUACGGUAUCCUCUUCCACCUGUCCCACCUCCUGGACCGGUUUUAUCUUCACCCCCCGAAGGUCCACCUCCUCCUCCAGCCCCUCCCAUACCACCUCAUCCAGCAGCAUUUGGAGAGGGACGGAGACACAAUCUGCAGCCUGUCACAGACGCUCGCAGUGACCUACUCUCAGCAAUACGCAUGGGUAUCCAACUAAAGAAAGUACAGGAGCAACAGGAACAGCAGGCUAAAAGAGAGCCGGUGGGGAAUGACGUGGCCACUAUACUCUCUCGCCGCAUUGCUGUGGAGUACAGCGACUCAGAAGACGACUCAGAACUUGAUGAGAAUGAAUGGUCUGACUGAUCAUAGUCAGCCACACACACAAUGGUAGAAUAGAGACCGUCCAUGUAAAUAUGAAAGUACGUUCACCUUCAGACACCCACAUAUAGUUGAUUAUUAACUCUUUCCCCGCCAAUGACUGAAUUUUCUGGGCCCUAUCACAUACCCGGCGCAUUGCGACGCCAGGCACAACGCAAGUGUGAUUUGCUAGUUUCAGUCCGACACAGUUAUCAUUUUCACAUCCAGCGCCCACGUUGUUUAAAUAGCAAAUGCACCCGUGCCCGUCUGUUCGCCCAUGGGCCUGCUGGUCUGAAAACAAGGUGUGUUCAGGCGCAUUGUUGGCGUGUUGCUAUUUUGAUGCAACUGAAAUAGACUGCACCAUUGACCAACAAAAACCAGGUCUAAAGUCAAUGUGAGUGUCUAUAUUCGGCCAUGGUGUGAGCGCAUCUGGGUUUUAAAGGGAAUGGGAGAUGACACUCUGAUUGGUUUAUUGCACAUUACACCCAAAACACA
Messenger RNA from Megalobrama amblycephala (Wuchang bream), 2075 nucleotides. It is a transcript of the gene wasf3a, whose product is annotated as WASP family member 3a. The coding region runs from base 108 to 1586 and encodes 492 amino acids. Gene Ontology annotation, cellular component: cytoskeleton. Lineage: Eukaryota; Metazoa; Chordata; Actinopteri; Cypriniformes; Xenocyprididae. Gene Ontology annotation, molecular function: Arp2/3 complex binding; protein kinase A regulatory subunit binding; actin binding. The transcript has 9 exons. The record is from RefSeq and is a predicted model, not a curated record. Gene Ontology annotation, biological process: actin cytoskeleton organization; positive regulation of Arp2/3 complex-mediated actin nucleation.